UCCCUGAACGUUUCCCUAUACGUCAACUCUGCGACCCCGUCUAUUCCUAGCAUUACAAGAGGAGAGAUGCCAUAAACACGGACGCGGAAUCAUAUCUUUGCGCGCAACCCAUUUCGCCAUAAGCUUUUACAAAUCAUAUAGCCAAGAGGACUUGAUGGACGCAGGGAGGCUCUUCUAACGCAGUAGGAUAUCUUUGGCUUGGGUAUAUUACUCGAAGUUAUUCGCUCUGGGCCGCAUUAGAUUGGUCAGGUUGUUCUUGGCAGGUUUGCUGUUUUGUAAAGUGGAUAGGAGUGAAACAAUAUAUUUAAAGACUUGAUUAGUCACUAUGCAGAUGACGAUAUAUUUUUAAGAUGAUAGUAGCUCGGUCUUGAACGAUAAACGAGGAGGUCAUUUGUGGCUCACGCUACUAACGUCAUCCAUUUGCUUGGUGCUUCGCUUCCUUGUGCGAAGCCAAUAGAAUGAGUGCCGAGAGAAAGAGAGGGCUGGUCUGGUCUCUGACAUCCGAUUCUUUCACUAAUCCUGUGCUGCUGGAGGAAUUUUAAAUCCACUCUUCAGCCUGCCAUAGGAGCUGUGAGUGAGCGGAGGCGGAGGGCAAAUCUGUUGAAUUGGGGUUGUUUGGUUAGCCUAGUUCAGGUGUGGACAUUGAUCUGUCAGAUCAAACCAUGCCUAAUUUAACGGAGAGUCUCUCUACGUAGCCUAGUAGAUAUAAAUAUUAAACAAAUGAAAGAGGAGGAGUCGGUUGUCGUUUGUUUACAGAUAAAGGGAUGCGGAGCGCAAUUGCAAAGGGAACUGGAGCCACUUGGAGAUGGGACUAAACGCUGCCAUACCUUGCACAAGUUGAUGUUUUGCACCGCGCGAGGAAAUUAAACCUAGGCUACGAGAUUUUUGGUCUUGAAAAGCAUUUCCCCCGUGGAGUUGGGAUGCACAACAUGACAGAUACGUCUCGAGUCCUGUCGCAAUAUUUCUUUAUGCAAAUCACUAAAUUGCAUUAGGGUUUCCUCUAAAGCAUCUUUGGGACUUCAGGUUGAACUUUCAGGUUCGUCGCAAGUUCAGAGAACUCGCAGCACUGAGAUUUAGAGCCGAAGUCUCAUUGUUCCGUUCCAAUCCACCACGGAUGAAAAGGCAGUCACAUAUUAAACUAUUUUUGUACGUGUGAAUCGGCAUCUGCGAACCUUUCAGCAUAGGAUGCACCCAGAAAACCAUAGUAACUCGUCUGAGAAUGUGCCAACAGGCGCCAGUAGUCCUGCCCACGAGAGGGUUGAGGUGAACGGACUGGACCAGGCAGAGGUAUCAAAUUGCGAACUGCAGGCUGGGCAGCGUGAUCAGUCGGCUCAGAGUACGAUGGAGCAGAAGGCGGCAACCCUUGUCCCAGAGAAACACGAGGAGGCGAAUCAGUGCUUUGGGGAAAGCGAGAGUAAAAAUGCCCCGGAGGAUAGCACAGCUCAACUCAUCGAAACGGGAUGUACCGACAAAAGGCCACCCUCGCCACAGACAGGUCAGGCACCAGACGCCACUCAAGGCUCGGACUUCGUGCCCCCCGAGGGUGGAUUCGGCUGGUUGGUGGUCUUCGCCGCUACCUGGUGCAACGGGUCCAUCUUUGGCAUACAAAACUCCUUUGGUAUUCUUCACUCGAUGUUGGUGAAAGAGCAUGAGGACCCAGACGACACAACGUCGCAGUUUAAAGUAGCAUGGGUCGGAGCACUGGCCAUGGGAAUGAUCUUCUUCUGUUCUCCUGUGGUGAGCAUGUUCACGGACCACUUUGGCUGCAGGAAGACGGCAGUGGGAGGCGCAUUUGUGGCCUUCCUUGGAUUGCUCAGCACUUCGUUUGCAAGCUCCCUCAUUCUACGCUACUUCACCUAUGGAAUCCUCUUCGGCUGCGGUUCGUCCUUCGCCUUCCAGCCGUCGCUGGUCAUCCUUGGCCACUACUUCCGCCGGCGGUUGGGCCUGGCCAACGGGGUGGUGACGGGCUGCAGCAGCCUGUUCUCCAUGGGCAUCCCGGUGCUCCUGAAGAAGGUGGCGGAACCGCUGGGCCUCGCUGCCACUUUCCGGAUCCUCAGCAUCUUCAUGCUGGUGCAGGCACUCCUCGCCCUGACCUUCCGGCCGCUCUUGCCCAGCCGAGGGAUGGGGUCGAGCGAAGCGCCCUCGGCCGGCGGAGACCGGGGGAGCAGGUGGCAGCGAGGGCUGGUGGUGGUGAAGACGUACUUCAACCUGCGAGUGUUCCGCGUCGUCACGUACCGGGUGUGGGCGUUUGGCGUUGCCACGGCAGUUCUAGGCUAUUUCGUGCCAUACGUUCACCUGAUAAAGUUUGUGGAGGAGCAAUUUCCUGAGUCAGAUAGGGACUGGAUUUUGUUGGUUUGCAUUGGUGCCUCAUCUGGAGUGGGACGUCUCAUCUUUGGGAAAGUGGGAGACCUAAUUCCAGGGGCGAAGAAGAUCUACAUGCAGGUGGCGUCCUUCAUGGUGCUGGGCCUGAUGUCCAUGAUGAUCCCUCAGUGCCGUGUGUUCGAGGGGCUGGUGGUCGUGUGUGUUUUCCUGGGGCUCUGCGACGGAUGCUUCAUCACAAUCAUGGCGCCCAUCGCCUUCGAGCUGGUCGGCCCCAUGCAGGCCUCGCAGGCCAUUGGCUAUCUGCUUGGUCUCAUGGCCCUGCCUAUGACUGCUGGUCCUCCCAUAGCUGGUCUCCUGCAUGAUUAUUUCGGCAACUACCAAGUGGCAUUCUACCUGGCCGGCGUGCCGCCCAUCGUGGGCGGACUGGUGCUGUUCUGCGUGCCCAUAGUGCACUGGCGCAUGGCGAGGGACCAGAAGAGGGAGGCAGUGGACCCCAGCACUGACAAGAUGCUGAAGAACAGCUCCAACGGAGACAUGCUGCCCGGCUUCACGGACAUGGAGACUCACAUCUGAGUGCGCCUACCUGCCAUGCAAAGUCCAGAGGGAUUCUGUCCACCAGCACUUACUCAACUAUGACUUGUGAGAGUCUCGGAACCAAGGCAACUAUGCUUUCAUCAAUUCAUCUUCAUCACAGAACUGUCAGCCAAGUUACUACGAUCAAAGGCCAUAUUCAUAGGAGAGGACACCCUCUCCCUUCAGACCUUGAGUAUGCCUCCACACACCACACUUGAACCCCUGUGUUCCAUACGGUGUGACAUAUUAACUCAAAGAGGAAGUUAUAGGCAGAAUAUAUGGGCAGGAAUUCAGGAGGAGUCGGCAAAUGCUGCCAUGGCGGUGCUCAGCCACACCUGGACCUGUGUUUUUUUUUUUUUUUUUUUUUUUUUUUUUUUAUAACUCGUAGCAUAGAAUCUCCCCAGUCAAUGAACAAAUGGUUGUCUGUUGAAAUACUGAGGGGAUAGUCAGAGUUGUCUAGAGUGGACCGGAGUAGAUACCUUUAAACAGGAACUGGGUUGUGUUUCAGCAUAUAGGCUAGCUCUGCAGGUAUUUCCUUUUGUUAUAUGCAAGGGGAUUUGUCGUGGGUAACAUUUAGCUGACAUUUGUUGAAAAAGGACUAUUCCAGAACCAAUUACUUCCUUUAAAAAAAAGGAAGGCUUUAAAAUGGUGUUUUCACUUUAAGGUUAUUUUUUAUCUGUUAUCUACCAAGUUAAAUUUGUAAAAUGCAUGACAUUUAUUUUGUAUAACAACAAUAUUUUGGUGACAAAUCAAGAAAAGCAACACAUAUGUUUUUAUAUAUGCUUAUGUUAGUUUUAAUACAUAUUUAAUUACUUACCGGUCUCAAAUCUUACGUAUGUAUCUAUGCAUACACCAAUAUGCAGCAGUCUGUGCCAUUGGCUACAUGACCAUUGGACUACUAUGUUGGAGAAAAUACAUAGUGUCAGUGGCAUAUGUAGAGCCUUAAUCCCCUCUUUGUAAGUACUACAUUGCCACGCUCACUAUACUGUAUGCAUUUGGCAGUGUCUGAUGUAAAGCAUCUCACCUCAUAUCAUUUUCAUAACGAUUCUGGCUUCCGAUUUUUAUUAUAUGCCUGAUAGACAUAGGGCACUGACUCGUAGAAAUGUGAUUUUUAUGAUUUUAUUUUCCUCAUUCUGUGUGAAAAAACAGCCCCAAGGUCUUGUGUGUGAAUCAUGGCAGGUAAUGCUAAUGAGAUGGACUGAGAGCAGAUUUGUCUGCUAGUCAGAUAGUGGGUGGUUGUGUGAAGAUAUCCCUUUUAAAACAGUUAGUUAGUUAGGUAGUUUGUCUGUUUUAUUUGGUUGUAUUUUCUUCAUUUGGCAAGACAAUCAGUGCACUGCUUGUUAUCUUAUGGUUGAAGAAAGAUGGUUGACCAUCAGUUAUUGAACACUAAUCAUUGGCUUGACUUAAAAUGACAAACAGUGUAGCUUUUGAAGGAUAAUGGUAAAUAUGCAUAACACUGGCCUUGUCAGCACUAUAAUAUAUUAUGUAGCCAAUGGAUAUUUUGUGUUUUAAAUGGGAAACCCUUUUGAAAUCUGCAUUUCAGUUAUUUCUCUUUUGUUUGGUUUAUUUUUAUUUUUGCUUGCAAUUUGCGAUUUCUGUAGCUGUGGUGUUUAUUUUUUCACUUAAUUUUUGAGCUGAAAGUCAUCUUAGGAUCGUCACUGUAUUUCUGUCAUUUCCGUCAGUGAAAACAACAGCAUAGCAACACUUUGGCUAGUUCCCGAAAACUAAGCUCGUGCCAGUGAGCUGUGAACAAAUUUCUUCUAUACAUCUUCAUGACAUUGGGCAUGCUUUUUCUUCGGAAUCAAGUUACAGCCUAAACAACAUGGCCUCACAUGAGCCUGUGCCCUAGGAAUUCCAGAGAUGCAGUACUGUUCUCUUUCCGUGUGGGCCAGUUACCUCUCCUAAUAACUGGUUUCAUUUACUGUCAGUCUUUUGUGAUGGCACCUUGAAUAGGCUGGAAGGAGUGAGUUCAGAAA
Molecule: messenger RNA, 4871 nt
Organism: Clupea harengus (Atlantic herring)
Lineage: Eukaryota; Metazoa; Chordata; Actinopteri; Clupeiformes; Clupeidae
Gene: slc16a2
Product: solute carrier family 16 member 2
Biological process (GO): transmembrane transport
Molecular function (GO): thyroid hormone transmembrane transporter activity
Source: RefSeq, a predicted model, not a curated record